GGGUCGCCGGGGCCUGGGCUCGGCGUCGGGGCUGGCCUUGGCGACCCGGGAGCCCCCGCCCGAGCCGAGGACGGGGACAAAGGUGGGGCCUCCGGGCCCCGGCGACGUCCGAGCCCGCCGCUUCCUGCUCUGCCUCUACCUGGUGGGAUUCCUGGAUUUAUUUGGUGUCAGCAUGGUUGUUCCUUUAUUGAGCCUUCAUGUCAAGUCCCUUGGAGCAAGUCCUACAGUAGCUGGAAUAGUAGGUUCCUCCUAUGGCAUUUUGCAACUCUUUUCUAGCACAUUGGUGGGUUGCUGGAGUGAUGUGGUGGGAAGACGGUCCUCCUUGCUGGUGUGCAUUCUGCUAAGUGCCCUGGGUUAUCUCCUCCUUGGGAUGGCCACCAAUGUCUUCCUGUUUGCCCUGGCUAGGGUCCCUGUGGGUAUUUUUAAACACACCCUCUCCAUCUCCAGGGCUCUGCUUUCUGAUCUGGUUGCAGAGAAAGAACGGCCACUUGUACUGGGACAGUUCAAUACAGCCUCCGGCGUGGGCUUCAUCCUGGGCCCCAUGGUCGGGGGAUAUCUCACGGAGUUAGAUGGUGGAUUCUAUCUUACAGCCCUCAUUUGUUUUUCUGUCUUCCUUCUCAAUGCUGGUCUCGUUUGGCUGUUUCCUUGGAGUGAAGCAAAACUCAGUGGUACAAAGAAUGGCCUGAGAUUGGGCAGGAAGCCUGUGCUGCCCGGAGAGACAGACUAUGAAGUGCCGGAAGCAGCCCCCACUCCUUUGGCCUCAGAGGGUAAAGAGACUGCUCGGUGGCCCUGGGAAGAAGUCACAUGGGCCUUGCGGGACAUGAGGAGCCUGAUAUUCUCCGAAAUGUGGGACAUAUUCCUGGUGCGCUUGUUGAUGGCGGUGGCAGUCAUGCUGUACUAUAGCAACUUUGUCUUGGCCCUGGAGGAGCGCUUUGGGGUGCGGCCCAAGACCACGGGCUACCUCAUCAGUUACAGCAGCGCCCUGGGGACGCUGGCCGGCUUUGCCCUGGGGCCCAUCCUGCGGCUGUACAAGCACAACUCCCACGCGGUGCUGCUGCACUCCAGCACGCUCACCUGCACCCUGCUGCUGCUCUACUCCACCGCCCACACCAUGGGCGUGGUCGUCCUCUCCUCCACACUCCUGUCCUUCUCCACCAGCAUCGGCAGGACAUGCAUCACAGACCUCCAGCUGACCAUGGGCGGGGCCCAGGCCAGCGGCACCCUCAUUGGCAUGGGGCAGUCGGUGACAGCCGUGGGCCGCAUCAUCGCCCCUCUCCUCUCGGGGGUGGCCCAGGAGGUCAGCCCUUGUGGUCCCCCCAUUCUGGGGGCAGCUUUAGCCUUGGUGGCUAUUUUCAUAAUGUCACUAAACAAAUCUCGUGCUGGAGGUGGUAGAAGUGGUAAAUUAAAACGUGAAUAGGGUGGAUUUGGACAACACGAAGAAGCAAAGUGGGGUCUAUGAAUCAGGGACAAAGGCCAUAAAAUAAGGGCUCUUCAGAGAGGGUGGCUGGUGUGAGUGAACCUUAUUUCCUGGUGGGUGGCUCUGGUGUUAGGCUCCCAGAUGGGCCCCGGGCUGUGCAGCUGUGCCUGAGUCAAACAGAAGUCACAAUGGAAGGCAGGAGAGUUAAGAUUGGAGGGAUCCUUUGCCAGGGGGCCAUAUGCAGUGUUUACCUCUUCUCAUCUGAGUCCACGAGAUUAAAUUUCUCCUGAGCUAAAAACUACCAGCUCAAGAGAAGGAAAUGAUGGUAGAAGAACAGAACAUGGUGAGUGAUAAAAUCGAGGAAACCACAAUCUUCUCACUGAGCAGUGCAGCGACAGCCUACAAUCACAUGCAGACCACCUGGAACGCGGGCUUCCUGGUAAAUUCCAUAAGCUAAGGGGGAGCUUUGCUGCUGUCAAAAUCCUAGAGGUUGAAGAAGCUGCUUUAUUAAAACCAGCCUUUCACUUCCUCAGAGUUGAUUAAAACCCAGAUGCUAACCUUACCCCUGGACAGACUCUGUGGCUCUAUGAGACUGAGAAAUCUGCAGUCUUAAAUGCCAUUGGUGAUGUCUCAUGCAGUUAGAUGAAGGAUCACACUGAGACAUACUGUCUUUCAUUAAAGUAAAAGCCUGAGACCCGGAUGUUUUUAUCAAUGGCUAAUUAAGUUUCGACUGUUAAAACUGUAAUCAUCAUGUGUUACACUCUUCCCACCUGACAGCAAAUGUACUCUCUGAUAGGAGGAACAGGUUCUGCAACCUGCUCCCUGUCUUCAUUGGGACUAAAUCCCCCUGGACUUCAGCCAUGACAAUCUGCUCCUAGAAGCCUGUGUCCCAGUCACAUUAUGUCAUUCUGGUGCUGCUAGGCGGUGAAAUCAAAGUACAUGAAUGCAUUUAAGAUGAAUGUCUCAUGCAGAGUAAGGGCCAGGUGUCAUGCCAUAUUGGAGGAACUUGAUUCCAUGGGGUUUGUAUUAAAAAUCAUUUCCUGUAUUUCAGUUCAAUUCUAUUCCCAGGAAGAGCCUGUUGACCUACAGGGAAGUGUUCUGGUGUGUCUUUUCCUGGACCCUCUCUAAACUGCUAUUAGUUAGCAUCAUUCAAGGGGUCAGGAAAGGGGCCCUGAUUGAGAACUGACAACAAGUGUUUGCAGGAAAGGCAUGCAGUGGGCAGGCUACCCAGUGCAGUUACAUUGGUUCCUAAUAAAAAUCACUUGGGAGGGCCCCACUUUUCUUCAUACUGCCAAAGUUCACAUUCCUUUUAAUCCUUUUAAAUAGUCCGCUAGGAUAUUAUUCCUAUUUUUAACCUAACACACAUGUAAUUAUAAACAAUAUGUUAAUACACUGAUUUUUCAUAACUUGAAUAUUUAUUGUUUGUAAACUGGAAAAAUAUUUUCCAUAGUUUCAGAAAUUUUGAAUGGCGUGACCCUAAAUAUUUAUAACAAUUGAAAAUAUGUUUUAGUUUGAAGAUUGUCCUUUCUCUUACCUGGCUUCAAGAAAAAUAACUUUUCAUUAGGUUUUAAAAUGGUAACACAAGAGCUAAGUGCUUUUGAGACCAAAAUAUAUAUAUGAAAUGUCCUUGCCCUUAAGGAGCAUACUAAAUGUCGUGGAGAUUAGACUAAUGGGACAAUAAAUAAUAAGGGUUUAUGUAAUGAAGUGUAAUUCACAAGGAUUUCUCCAAAAGAUUAGCUUUUCUUCAUUCUCAGAAAUGUGAGUUUCUUAAAAGCUCUUAAAUACAGCCAUUUAUUUUUUAAUUUUUUAAAUUAUAGCACUUUAUUUUGAAGUUGAACAAAACCUAAAACUUAAUGAGGCUUUAUAACUAAUCAGAUACAUGAAAAUAUUGAAAACCAAAGAUUGAUCUUACUCUACAGAAUAGAGAAAUGUUGUUAUUCUCCGCUGGUGAUUUGAGUUUUUGUCAAGCUCAUUUUUUUUCCCCCUAGAAAAUAUUUCCUCCCAGUUCCUCUUACACAGUCUAGCACCUUGUUGUUCAAAGUGUAGUCAGGAAAUUGGCUGCCUCAUCAUCUCUGGGAGUUUAUUAGACAUGAAGAUGCUUAGGUCCCAGCACAGACCUCCUGGGGACCAUUUUGACAAGAUACCUAGCUGAUUUGUUUGCACAGUAAAAUUUGAAAACCACUGGUGUAAUGAACACUUUUUAUAUUGUUUACGGAAUAUGAAUCUCAGGGAAAUUAAAUCUGUUCAACUAACA
Marmota flaviventris (yellow-bellied marmot) is the source of this 3671-nucleotide messenger RNA. RefSeq names its product major facilitator superfamily domain containing 9 (gene Slc67a2). The record is from RefSeq and is a predicted model, not a curated record. Gene Ontology annotation, biological process: transmembrane transport. Lineage: Eukaryota; Metazoa; Chordata; Mammalia; Rodentia; Sciuridae. Gene Ontology annotation, molecular function: transmembrane transporter activity.